This is a messenger RNA of Struthio camelus australis, 790 nucleotides long. Lineage: Eukaryota; Metazoa; Chordata; Aves; Struthioniformes; Struthionidae. The record is from RefSeq and is a predicted model, not a curated record.
CAACGACGCGGCCCAGCCUGGCACCUUCCAGGCCAGGGACAACGUCUCCAACUUCAUCCAGUGGUGCAGGAAGGAGAUGGAUAUUAAAGAGGUGCUGAUGUUUGAGACGGAGGACCUGGUGCUGAGGAAGAACGAGAAGAAUUUUGUGCUGUGCCUGCUGGAGCUGGCACGCCGGGCGUCCCGCUUCGGCAUGAGCGCCCCGACCCUUGUCCAGAUGGAGGAGGAGAUCGAGGAGGAGCUGCGCGAGGAGCUGGACCUGCUGCUGGGGGAGGCCCCGCCACCCCGGCCCCUGCGGAGACCCCAGGACCUCCAGAACCUGGACCAGAUGGUCCGGCGCCUGGUGAGCCGCUGCACCUGCCCCGUGCAGUUCGCAAUGAUCAAGGUGUCAGAGGGGAAAUACCGUGUGGGAGACUCCAACACCCUCAUCUUUGUCCGGAUCCUGCGCAGCCACAUCAUGGUGCGGGUCGGCGGGCACGAGGGAACUGGGGCGAUCUUGCUCCGCGUCGGGGCAUCCGCCCGUUCCCAGCCGGCCGCGAGCAGGGAGCUCGGCCCGGGACAAGAGGUAGAAAACGGGUACUUUUCCUGGGAAACCCGCUGCGACGCCAGAGGGGUGAGAGCGGGCCGGCGGUGGCACUACUGGGAGCAUCUCAAGAUUAUUUGGCGGGGGCAGGAAAGGGCUUCCCGGGGGAAACUGGAGCAGAAGCGGGGGGACGCAGGCACCUACCGGCUCCUGGGCGCGAACCCCCGGGAAGGGGCGGUCGUCAGCACGGGACAGGGGGUGGUCAGCUGA